AUGCCGGCCAAGUACCUGGGCCUGGGGGCGUUGGCGGAGGACAGGCGCCCGGACCUUCACCGCCAGGUGGGCUGCGUCACCGGGAUCUUGCAGGCCUUCGACCGCCGCCACCCUCUCGCCUCCUCCCACAAGAGGCUCCUUCCUCCCCCAACAGCAGGCCAUGCACUAUCCAGCAGCCCAAGCAAAGGGGGAGAGUGCACAAGAUAUUCACCCCAGAUUGUUCUGGAGAGGAACUCGAGUAAAACAUGGGCUGAUAGCCAAAGAGCACCAGCAACUGAACUGUCUCAAACCUCAUAUUCGUCAUCACCCUCUUCGUCAUUCUCGUCCCUUGAUGGCAACAGGUCAACACAACAAGACCUAUCAUCCACUGACCGAAUGCUAUUUCCAGAGAGGCCGUUCAAGAGCUCACCGAAGCUCAAGAGUUCUUUUGACAGUGACAACAGACUCGACUACCCUGAUGAUGCACCUACCAAGUCCAAGAACAUACCCAUAGUUCAAUCCAGCCUGCCAACUCUUGGUAUAAGAAAUCUUGUGAAGGAUUCAAUCUACAAGGAUAACCGUGAAUUGUCAGUCAGAGUUUGCACUGAAGAAGAAGUAAAAGAUCACCCAUCCAACUGUGGAGAUCAACCUAGGCAAUUGAAUGGGCCUCUCCGUGACAGUACACAAGGAAAAAGCAAGGGUCUCGUGGACGUCAACGAAUCACUUCGAGUGCUAGCCAAGCUCAGGGAAGCUUCGUGGAGUCCCCCUGAAUCUGCCCAUCAUGCAAGACUUUCAUAUGAUGCUCCUUGGUUCUCAUACGAUGGGAAGGAAGCAGCAUCAAAACUGAGGGAGGUACCAAGGUUGUCACUGGACAUCAAGGACGGUCACCUUUGGAAUCGUGAAAUUGACUUUAGAUCAAACCCAAGCUUGAGUUCUGCAGACAGAAGCAGCAACACUGUUACUGGGUCCAAUGCAGCUUUCGAGACCCAGCAGGAACAGCCUGCCUGCAAGCGGCUUCCUAGCGUUGUUGCAAAGCUCAUGGGUUUGGAAGAGUUGCCUGAGCAUAAUCAAAGUACAGCAUCAUCACAUGCAUGCAAAACCGUUCAAGAGAGCAAGCAAGAGGCCAUGUUGAACCCCUUGAGCAUCUCAUCCCACAACGAGCAUGCUCUUCGACAACAAAGGAAUCAUGAUACAACUGUAAGAAAUCUACCCAACUCUAAGUUUCCUGUUGAAACUGCACCAUGGAAGCAACAAGAAAGGAUUGUACUUCCUCGAAAACUGCCAAAGGGAUCAAAAGGAGCCCAUGCAAGAGAACAACCUGCUGCAUCAGUCUUCAGUGACAUAGAGAAGGGGCUCAAGGAUCUUGAUUUUCAACAAUCAAACAAGGACCUUAGAGCGCUUAAACAGAUUUUGGAUUCCAUGCAAGCAAAAGGACUAUUGGAAAACAAGAAACGGGAGGAAGCAUCUAUGCCAAAGUUAUAUGAUGGAAACCAUGAUGGCCAAGAGACAGCCAGUGUGAACAUGAGACUGAACAGUAACACCAACAACAUGUGGAUGCCUGAAGAGAGCAAUGCUGAAAGCUCUUUCAAAUCGCCUAUUGUGAUCAUGAAACCUUCAAAAUCUGCAAACCUUUUCAGCGAAAUGGAUUCUUCUGUCUUCCCAUUAGGGGGUUCAUCUGAUCCCCCACAUUCGCAAACAAGCAAUAGCACUGAUAGAAGGAAAGCUUCAACGAUCGAUAGAGCAGCUAAAGAGCAACAUGCGAAAUUUAGUCAAAAGGUGCCUACUUCUCAACCCCUUGUUUCUUAUGACAGGAGAUCGUAUGGAAGGAAUGACGAUAGCAGCAACAACCAAAAAUCUAGUUCACUGCUGGUUACUGAGAGCUCAUCCAGAAGACAGCAGCUGCCAAGAGACAGUAACAUAAGUAUGCAAAAGAAUAAAAACUCCGCUAGCCCAAGGUUACUACAGAGAAAACUUGAUUCAGAGCGGAGGGCUAGACCACCUAUCCCUUCUGCUGAGUCUAACAAAAGCCAAAGGCAAUCUGGAGAUAGGAAUAAUUCAGAAACAGUGUCACCCCGAAGCAAAUUCAGAAGGAAACUUGUGCGUCCACAAGAAGGUGAUAAUGGCAUGCCCAAUGGAUUCAACAACAGGACAAGGAGCCUGAAUCAGCAUGGCAAUGAUAUGUCCACAAGGUCAGAUGACAGUAUAAGUGUUGCUUCAGAGCUGGAUAUCAUAAGCAAUGACAGAUCUACAGAAGUUAAUAUUUCUAACUUUGAGCAAGGCAUUGGAAGUCCAUCUGGAAGGAACCCACAAAAAGUGAAAACUUCAUAUGAUGCAAGCAAGGAUGUGCCAUCUGUAGACCCUUCGGCUACUAUUUCGGAACGGCCCAGUCCAGUUUCUGUGUUGGACUCUUCAUUUGAUCAGGAGGAUUUGUUCCCUACUAGCAGGACUCCAAAUUCACUUGCUGUUGAUGAUGAGCGCCAAACAUUAGAGGAACCCUGGAAACCUUCUGAUACAAAGCCAAUAGAGGUUGCUAUGCAGUCCAAGAACAAUAAACUCGCCAAUGUUGCGAGCUUGCUUGAGAAGCUCCAGCAGCUUAGCGUGAACAAGGAUGAGGAUGCACCUCCGGUUGACCAUAUUGCUUUCUUGUGUGAGACAGAAAGCCCAGACCACCGCUACGUGUCUGAGAUACUGCUGGCCUCGGGUCUUCUGAUGAAAGACCUAGGUUCAGGACAGGCAGGUCUCCAGCUCCACUCUUCUGGCUACCCGAUCAACCCUGACUUGUUCCACGUGUUGGAGCAAAGAAAGGCAGGAUGGGUCAGUAUACCUGAUAGCAUCCAUCAGAGCAGAAGCGGCGCAAAAUCUGAUCCCAAGAGAGCGCACCGGAAGCUGAUGUUUGACACUGUGAAUGAGCUUCUGCUUCAGAAGUUUGAGAAGGAAACCACAGUUUAUUCGGUCAGUUCCUUCACCAGAGCGAAGGAUCCACCUGCAAAGACUACUAGCGGGCAGCAACUGCUGAAGUUCAUAUCCUCAGGAAUCGAAGACCUGGACAUGGAGCGAUCGUCCAUCUGGCAGAAGGAAGGCAGCGUGAUACCUGAUGCAGAGAUCCUGCAGAGGCUGCAGGGAUGGACGAGCUUCAGCAAGGAGCUCCCGGGGAUGGUGCUGGAGAUCGAAAGGUUGAUAUUCAAGGAGCUGGUGGACGAGGUGGUGCAUGGGGAGUCUGCUGACGGCCUGGAGAUGAAGGCGGCAGGCAGGAGGAGAAGGCGGCUCUUUGCUUGA
Miscanthus lutarioriparius is the source of this 3255-nucleotide messenger RNA. The record is from the annotation of a GenBank genome assembly. Lineage: Eukaryota; Viridiplantae; Streptophyta; Magnoliopsida; Poales; Poaceae.